AUGUCCGCCGAGCCGGCCCCGGCCCCCGCCGCCCCCGAGCCGGCCCCCGGCCCCGAGCCGCCGGCGGGCGGCGGGGAGGCGCCGGCGGAGCACCGGGCGCUGGUGCUGACCGGCUUCGGCGGCUACGACAAGGUGAAGGUGCAGGCGCGGCGCGGCGCGGAGCCGCGGCCCGGGGAGGUCUCGGUCGCCGUCCGCGCCUGCGGGCUCAACUUCGCCGACCUGAUGGCGCGGCAGGGCCUGUACGACCGCCUGCCGCCGCCGCCCGUGUGCCCCGGCAUGGAGUGCGCCGGCACCGUGCGCGCCCUCGGCGACGGCGUCCGCGACCGACAGGUUGGUGACAAGGUAAUGGUCCUGGCCAGGUCAGGGCUCUGGCAAGAAGUGGUGAAUGUGCCGGUCAGUCACACCUUCCCAAUGCCUGAGGGGAUGAGCUUCGAGGAAGCUGCUGCUCUUCUUGUGAACUACAUCACUGCCUACAUGAUUCUGUUUGACUUUGGAAACCUGAGACCCAACCAGAGCGUCCUCAUCCACAUGGCUGCAGGUGGUGUGGGAACUGCUGCCAUCCAGCUGUGCAAGACUGUAGAAAAUGUCACCAUUUUUGGCACAGCAUCUGCCUCCAAGCACGAGACCCUCAAGGAGAGUGGAGUUGCUCACCCCAUUGACUACAGAACCAUGGAUUACGCAGAGGAGGUCCGGAAAAUCUCUCCCAAAGGUGUUGACAUUGUCCUGGACCCUCUGGGAGGAUCUGAUACAUCCAAAGCUUUUAACCUCUUGAAGCCAAUGGGCAAACUCAUCACUUAUGGGGUAGCAAACCUGCUCACUGGGCAGAAGAAGAACCUCAUGGCUAUGGCUAAAACCUGGUGGAACCAGUUCAGCAUCACUGCCUUGCAGCUCCUGCACCAGAACAAGGCUGUGUGUGGCUACCAUCUUGGAUAUAUGGAUGAAGAGGUUGAGCUUCUCAGGAGUGUUGUGGCCAAGCUGGUUAACCUGUACAGCCAAGGCAAAAUCAAGCCCAAAAUAGACUCUGUGUGGCCCUUUGAUCAGGUGGCAGAGGCUAUGAAGCAGAUGCAAGAAAAGAAGAAUGUUGGAAAAGUCAUCCUGGUUCCUGAAGCACCCAAGGAAGAAUCUAAAAAAGCAGAGAACUAAGGAGAAGGGAUGUAUGCAGAUUAUGAAUUCAUGGUUUAACUCCCUGAUCUCUUUGGGACCUGGAAAUGGACAGAUCAGUAUCUCCCAUCUUUCACCAGUACAAGAACAUCAUGGUUAUCAUUCAGAUGAGGUUUGCAUGCUCUUGUUGUGACUGACCCUUUGCCAGACAUGCCUCCUGCUCUCUCUUUUGAAGCCUGUUUAUUUCAUACUGCUUUCUAACCACUUGUUUCUCCACUGAAUUUCCAGACUAACCUCCUUUUUCUCUGGCAGUGAGGCUGAAGCUUCCAAGCAGUUGGUGACUGACAACUGCACAGCCUGUCACUGUAAAGUCAAGGCACAAAGUACUGUAACAACUGCCAAGUGUCUCUGCAGAAACUGAGCCCUGCUGAAGCAUUUGCACUCUCAGCUUUGGGAAAGUCUGUUCAGCAGAGGAUUGGCCAAAUGUAGGAUGUUUCCUCCACAGCCAAAGGAAAACCACAGCUGGCCUAGUUAAAUUCAAGCAGGGGUUUCUCUUCUGUUCACACUAACCUGGCUUUAUUCCCUCUGCUUUUUGUAGAUCACUAACACAGCCAGAUAUUAACAGCUCAUGUCGUUUUUGCCUUGACCAUCCUGGCAAUUUGGAGCCUAUUGCAGAUCACACUCCAUUUGCAGUGACUUCUCUGUGCAGUCUGUAAAUCCCCUGACAGGCUGGGCUGGGCUGUGUCUGACUACAGAAGAAAAGUUUCAAUUAGAUAACCUGAUCCUGUCCAUUUUCUAUUUCCAAAUUGUAUAGAGAGAUCUGAGCAGUGUCUGAUUCUUAGAGACCAUAAGGACUCAACUGUGUCUCAAACAACUGGAACAAUUAUGUUGGCUCUGUGCUUUAUUAUGUUGGGCUCCAAGUUGGUGUUGUUAGGCCUUCACCCUUGUCUUUGUAUUUCCAAGGGCUGCAGUAUUGAAUUGGACUUGAGUGAGAUGGAAACAAAAUCAUCCCCUAUUAAUGCUUUGUGCAGUGCCCUGUGCACUGAGGAGGUGUUGCAGUUUGGGAAGGAACUUUCAGGAGCCCCUCCUGUGGGCUGGCUGCCCUGCAGCCUGGGCUGGCUCUCCCUGUGGCACACUGGUGAGAUGACAAACAGCCCAGCUGUGUGUCAAUGUGCCUCUUUACCUGCACAUUCUGAGCAGUUUUCCAUUGUCUCCCAGCUCAUUCCCUGCAGCAGGGCUUGGCUCUUCUCCCCCUGAGUCUGUCCUGGGGCUCUGGCACUGAGGGUUUAGGAGCUGCUUGGGAUGCUCCUCCCUAUACCAGAACUGUUUCAUCUUCUACUUUUCCUUCCUUGUGUGUAGUUGGAAACAGAGCUGUGUAGAGACCCAAGCCCAGCUCUGUGAGCACCUUGAGCCCUGGGUGAUGCAGUCCUUGAGCCCUGGGUGAUGCUGUCCUGGACCCUGCUUGCAGCUCUGGGCCCACUCUGGUGCUGUCAGUGCUUACUUGGCAUGGGCUGUAGGUGUUGUGGGCUUUUGGGCUUCAUUUUGGAUUUGAAAUGGUAAACCUAAGGGCACUAAGAGCUGCCCAUCAUGGAAGAGCUUGUGCUUCAGAAGCAGAACCUUGAGGCUAGAAUCCUGCUCAAUUAGGCCACAGGGAAGGCCCAGGGCCCAAGGAGGGCAGGUACCCACUGGGCACAGGGCUGGGCACACAGCCCCAUCACCACCCAGGGCUGGAGUUCCUCUCUGAAUUCUCCCUCAGCCUGCUCAGUGGGACUCUGCCAGUGCAGUUUGGGGUGCAGGUGCUUGGGCUCGGUCCAGAGUUCUUUAGAAAUGCACUGGCACAGCUUCCAGGGCUUUUCCCGUGGCUAACUUUAAAGAUUGCAACAAUCCUGUUCCCUACAAUCUCAGAGGAGUGCUGGAGUCCUCUCACAGAUCCUUGUCAGUUCAUCUCUUGAAUUUCAUAAACACAGCCUGAUGGAACUCUCAAGCACAACUUUUUACCUUUCUGAAUCCAAAAUCUUGCUGCUUCUUUCAGCCUGCUCCGUUGUGCUGAUUUAGAUUGAAUCCAACACUGUCUAAUGCUGCUUUACCAGGUGUGAAAACAGAAGGACUGUCUAAAUUGCUGAAAUGGAAAGUCUGGACCAGUUUCUCUGAGAAACUGGACUUCACCUUGAUGCCAGGGCAGCAUGCUGAAAAGGCACACAACCCUGCACAUGCUCUGAUUGUAAAAGGGAAACUGUUCUGGUGUGUUUCACAGCAACAUCCUCUCUCUCCCUGCUUUUUCCUGAGCCAGUCUCGUGCUCAGUGCCUUACGUGGAUGGCCUUGGGUCAGGCAGUGUGGCAGGGCUCUCACAGAGCCCUCUCUCUGCCCUGCUGCCUCCUGUGUGCCACAGCAAACAGCAUCUCGGUGCCUUCUGCUACAUGACUAAGAAGUCACUGGGGCCUUUUCCAUUCUGGCCUUUCAAAGUAUUGCCAAAACACUGUUUUGACUCUUGUUAGCUCUGUUUUGUGAACUCUGGUGAUGUUGUUGGACUUUCCAUGAGUUAGCUGUUCUCUCCCCAGGUGUUCCAGCCUUUCUGGGGCUGACCUAGUGCUCCUGUACCCCCCAGUCCAUAAGAUCUGUUGUAAAGCCCUUGUCUUUCCCAGGGCAGAGCUGUUUGGCUCCAAGGUGAGGCUUUAUCAGCUGCUCCAGCCUUGGCUCUUUAGAAACAAUCCUAGCUCCUGGCUCUUUUUGGGCUCACAUGUCUUUCUAAGCAGAAAUUCCUGAAGCCCUUAUCAAGGCAGGAAUGCCAAGCAGUCACUGCCUGUUCCAGGUCAGCACUAUUUUGUGUCUCUUGGUAGCAACAGUGUUUUCUACAGGAAGACCAAGAUUAAAUGUAACCUUGCAAUCCUCUGCUCAAAGUUCUGCUCCACGUGGGUGUGGUUGGUUGUGUUUUGGUUUUUUACUUUUCUUUUUUAUGGGCCAGUUAAGUAUAAAACCUGUGUAAAACAACUUCAAGUGUCUUAAUCCAGUUAACCAGCCAGUCUGUGUACUAAGGACCAAAGCAAAAAAAAACCAAAAUGAAACCCUAGGAUAAAAAUCAUUCCAUUCAGUGUUGCUUGUUUAGGGCAAAGUUGUGCUACUGAGGAACUGGGAGAUUGCUGUACUUAAUCAUGUGUGCCAUUCCAGAAGUGCAAUUUAAUGUUUAUUUUACUGAUUGUCUUGACUCAAAGGUUGUGCCAUGAGGAGUGCAGGUGGAAGUGUAAGGAGUUGGUGAGUGGAGGAGGCACCCCCAGCCCUGCCUGCUGCAGGGGGCUCGGUGCCAGUGCCUCUCCUGUCAUUGCUGUAGUGGCUCCCAGCCUGGUGCUGCUGCUCUUGGACAGAAUGCAGCUCCUUUGCUGUCACCAGGCAGCAGUUGCCACGUUUUUGACUCUCUGAAGCUCACUUGUGUUGCAAGCUGACUGCAGGAGGGGAAGGGAGCAGAGGUGGCCCUGCCCAGUGCUCUGGGAAGGAGUUCAGCUCUAGGAUUUGUUUCAGACACCUGUAUUAAACUAGAAUGGAUUAACCAGGGAGAUGUAAGAAGCACUGUGUGUGUGAGGCUUCAGCUGGAGCAGGAUUCUGGCCUGCUGACAGCUGCUAUCAUAGGUGUGAAUCCACUCAAGUUGCUGAAGCCUCUGGUGUGCUGAGCCCUCGUGCUGGCAAAGUGUUUUUGGCAAGUAGUACAUGAGCAUGAUGUGAAAUGUGUUAGACUCUGAGUGAGCCUCUUGCAGCAUAUGGUCUGGUCUGUACUGUCUGAGUUGUGUUGAUUUGCAGAUUUGUGAUAUGAGUGCUGCUCAUCCUACAGACACAUAGCAAAUCUUUUGUUUAAAAAAUAUAUUUCGCUUUUUUGUGUAACCGAGUUGGACAGAAGACAACUGUGCCACUGCUGUUUACAUGACUACAAUGUGUACUGCUCCUCUGUCAAAUGUUACCAUAUGCCUUAUGUGUUCCAAAUGGUAAUUAAAGCAUAACAAAACCUUCA
Messenger RNA from Melospiza melodia melodia, 5099 nucleotides. It is a transcript of the gene VAT1, whose product is annotated as vesicle amine transport 1. NCBI's taxonomy places the organism in Eukaryota, Metazoa, Chordata, Aves, Passeriformes, Passerellidae. Gene Ontology annotation, cellular component: mitochondrial outer membrane. Bases 1 to 1143 code for a protein of 380 amino acids. The transcript is spliced from 6 exons. Gene Ontology annotation, biological process: negative regulation of mitochondrial fusion. Gene Ontology annotation, molecular function: zinc ion binding; oxidoreductase activity. The record is from RefSeq and is a predicted model, not a curated record.